Messenger RNA from Schistosoma bovis, 1009 nucleotides. The record is from the annotation of a GenBank genome assembly. Lineage: Eukaryota; Metazoa; Platyhelminthes; Trematoda; Strigeidida; Schistosomatidae.
GGUGCUGUUUUUACAGAUUCACUAUUGUAACCAAAUAAUUUCCCAACUCUUCGGGAAUUAUGGAUCCUAUUUCUAAAAGUCUUUAUCCAAUCAAUGAUGAAAAUAACAGCAGUACACAAAAUUGGAGUCAAGAUCCAGAUUUAACAGAUCAGAAUCAAGUCCCCUUAUCUACAACUGCAAUUCAGUCUGUUUCAGAUGAUGAUAACCAACCCAUUGUUGAACAACCGUUUAAAAAGCCAAAAUUGAUUAAUGUGCACAAUGUAGAUUCAUCACAAACUAAAAAAGGUGAAUCUCAUACUAUUUCAGUCACUGAUCAUUCAUCUGUUCCUUCAUCAUCUACUCAUAUAUCAGAAACUGUAACAAAUCAAUGUGAAGUUGAAAUUUUAACUAAUACUAAUUUGUUAGAUGAUGAAGAAACAGUUGAAGAUGAUGACGAUGAAGAAGAAGUGGAAGAUGAUGAUGAAGAGGAAGAAGAGGACGAUGAAGAUGACAGCGCUACUGUACUUGGUGAUGCAGAUACUGAAUCUGUUGUCAGUGAAAUUCUAUCAUCUGCACUACUACAAGAAAAAGAAGCAAGAAAAAUAGAAGAUCGUAAAUUACUGGCUUUAUUGGCACAUUUUGAUGAGGAACAGUUAAAUCGAUUCGAAACAUUUCGAAGAGCUACAUUUACUAAAGCUGUAGUAAGACGACUAAUACAAUCUGUAGCUCCAUGUUCAGUUUCACAAAAUGUAGUUAUCGCUAUGGCUGGCUUAACAAAAGUUUUUAUUGGAGAAUUAGUUGAAGAAGCAUUAAAUUACAAAGAAAAAUUAGGUGAAAAUGGACCGUUAAAACCAAAGCAUAUUAGAGAGGCUUAUCGUAUCUUGUCAAAUGAACGACGAUGCUGUCCAGAAACACCAGAAAAUCCUCUUUUAUAACAUGUGUGUAUAUGUGUUUUAAAGUGUUUUUUAUCUCUAUCAAUGUGUUAAUGUAUUUUAACUUCUUCCCUAAAUAAAAAAAUGAACACUUGUAA